AUGCUCAACCUAUUAAGACUAAAAGAACAGAUAAGAAAAAAACGAUUGAAGUAAAGUAAUAUGAAUAAAAGCCAGAAGAAGCUGUAAAUAUUAGUUUUAAGUAUAGCCUUUAACAAUUCAGAUAAAAACCAAAAGCAAACAGUAAUUUAAGAUUAAAAGCCUAAUCUUCCUAUUUAAGUUGUUUAAGAUCUCGUCCUGACCCUCAAUUAGUUUGGGAAUCUCAUGUAGAGAAAAAUUUGAUGAGUGACUUUAAUGAGUUAAUAGAAAGUCGUUUUAAUGAGUUUAAGAGAAGCUCAAGCAUUUAUAAAUACUUUGGCAAAAUAGGAUUUCAGGUCUUUAUUUAUCUUUUAAACAUUCUUGAACUUAUUUUUCCAUUAAGUUAUGGUUCAUAUAAUGGAAUAACUGCAGAUACAAGUUUUGCUUUGAAUUUUCUAUAGUUUUUUGUGUUUUACUUUACUGUAGUGCCUGGAUGUACACUUAUGAAUUUAGGAAUGUCGUUAAGCAAAGUUUUUUUAGUGAUAUAACCUACUAUAUAUUAUAUGUUUAUGGGAGGAUUAAGUUAUUUUUAAAUUGCUCCUUCAUUUAUUAUUUUAAUAGAGAUGAAACAAUUAGAUAGUUCUCAUUUAGUGAAAUUAAUAAAUAUUUAUAAUUAAGUAGAGAAGAUAAAUUUAGAAAUCCAUGUAUAUUUUUUUAAAGAAAGAACCAAACCUAUCAAUAUCUUUCGGGAUUUUAUAUUCCACAGAGUGGCUCUUAUCUCAAUGAUCAUUACAAUGAUUAUUUAAACAAUUCCAUAACUCUUUAUUUAAGGCUUUUAUAACACAGAUAAAGAAGUGUGGGAUGGAUUCAAUGUUUUUAGUUAUUUAUUAUUUAUGAGUAAUUUAAGUUAUUAUUUUGUGGAAUUAUAAUUUAUUGUAUUCACUACAACUUAUAGAUAAAUGUAAACAUAAUUACAAUUUAAAUUGAAGAAAAUUAAAUUAAAGAUUAUCUAAGAAACAAAACAAUUAUUAAAAUCUGAUUAAAAAAAUAUAUGGGUUUUGUUGAAUCUUUUUAUUUUCAUAAUGAUCCAAGUACAAUUAAAUAAUAAAAUAAUAUUAAAGAUUUAGCCCUUAUUAAAAGAUAAGAUGUAAAUAAUAAAAGCCUUGAUAAAGUAGAAAAAAUUCAAAAAUAUUUAAUUUCUUUUUAUUGAUUAGUAUGAGGAUGUUACUUUAUAAUAUUUAUCUAAUUGCUUUAAAUUAAUUAAUGUACAUAAUAUACUCCUUUUAUAUCAAGUUGAAAAUCGCUUACCAUUUGUGAAGAGUAUCAUUUUAAUGAAUGUUGUUACUAUAAUUUUAAGGAUAUUCAAAAUUUAUAUAUUGAAAGUUAAAUCCUAGAUAAUUAAUGGGAUGAUGAAAAAUAUAAUGUUAAUGUAGAGGAGGAAAAAUUUAGAGAGAUAAAAUUUAUCGAAAAUCCAAAAAUAACCUAUGGUUGGUAAGCAGUAUAACAAAAUUAAUUUAUUAAAAAAGAUUACUUAUAGCUUUCUAUAAACUAUUGAACGAUUGAUCAUUUGUAUUUGA
This is a messenger RNA of Paramecium sonneborni, 1553 nucleotides long. Lineage: Eukaryota; Ciliophora; Oligohymenophorea; Peniculida; Parameciidae. The record is from the annotation of a GenBank genome assembly.